Molecule: messenger RNA, 729 nt
Organism: Varanus komodoensis (Komodo dragon)
Lineage: Eukaryota; Metazoa; Chordata; Lepidosauria; Squamata; Varanidae
Gene: ELOB
Product: elongin B
Exons: 4
Coding region: 124-483 (119 amino acids)
Biological process (GO): transcription elongation by RNA polymerase II
Cellular component (GO): VCB complex; elongin complex
Molecular function (GO): protein binding
Source: RefSeq, a predicted model, not a curated record
GCACGUUGCUCUUCUAGUGAACCGGGCUGGGCCGUCCCGGCGUUUGUAGUGCAUGUUGGGAUACUGGAGGUUCUGCUGCUUUUUCCUCUCUGGGGGGGUCUGGGCUAAGGCUGCAGCUGCAAGAUGGACGUUUUUCUUAUGAUCCGACGUCACAAGACAACCAUCUUCACAGACGCCAAGGAAUCCAGUACAGUGUAUGAGCUGAAAAGAAUUGUGGAGGGGAUUCUUAAGAGACCCCCAGAGGAACAAAGGCUAUACAAGGAUGAGCAGCUCCUGGAAGACAGCAAAACCCUCGGAGACUGUGGCUUCACCAGUCAGACAGCACGGCCCCAGGCACCAGCGACAGUUGGCUUGGCCUUCAGAACCAGUGAAGAUGCCUUUGAGCCCCUCCGCAUUGAUCCCUUCUCCAGCCCCCCGGAGCUCCCAGACGUGAUGAAGCCCCAGGACUCCAGCAGCAGCGCCAAUGAGCAAGCAGUGCAGUGAGAGCCAGAGGGCAGCGGAGCGGGCUGCGCAACCCAUGGCACCCCUCCUCACUCCACCCACCCUUUCUCAAUGCCCCAGUGUGGAGAGAGGCAUGGCACUGCCCCUUCCCUCAGGUCCAUGUUCCCCAGUUACUGUCCCCCCUCUGAGCAAGACCACACAUCCUCCCAAACCUCUCCUCACUCAUCACGGAGCUAUGUUUUCAGUUUGGUUAUGAAAACAAUAAAAGCUCAGCUCUUUUUUUUCCCC